AUGGUUAAAAAGAACCGGCUCCUUGAAGCGGAUAAUGUCGAUUUGAGCCAAGACAAUGCCCGUUUUACUUCGAGGCUCAGUGAACUCGAUGCCACUAUCUCCCAACUUCGAAGUGAACUUGAUUCGGUCAAGGCCGAUGCCGUGAAGAUGGAAGAGAAGCAUCAACUGCUUGAAUCCGAGAACGUUAAAGAUAAGGAGAAGUUGAGGGUAGUUGAACAGAAAGCCGAGGCUCACGCCUGGAUUAGUGACGAGCUCAAGAGAACAUUCGAGGAGGCAGCCGAGGCCAAUGACAUGCUUCAGGCCGAUCUUGUGUCGGCUAACCAAAUUCAAAGAAUUCUCGAUGAAGAGAGAUCAGAACUAACAGCUAAAUUGGCAAAAGCUGAGGUCGACUUAGAAGAGUCUCUUAAGGACGUGGAGGCUGCUGAGGCUCGUACAACGAUUGUGGUCGAGUAUGAAUGGUGGAAAUCCCGGAGGAUUACCCUCGAACAGGCUCAACAAGGGUUCGGGGCCCUCCAGGCUUGGAUACUUGAAGCCAAAGCAAUCGAGAAGGAGGCUAAGAAAGCCCUUGAUGCCGAGUCUGCGAAUUCCGAGCGAACGAUUUUCGAGAACUCCGGCUUCAACCGUACCGGGUAG
Molecule: messenger RNA, 633 nt
Organism: Lycium barbarum (goji berry)
Lineage: Eukaryota; Viridiplantae; Streptophyta; Magnoliopsida; Solanales; Solanaceae
Exons: 1
Coding region: 1-633 (210 amino acids)
Source: RefSeq, a predicted model, not a curated record